This is a messenger RNA of Phacochoerus africanus (Common warthog), 986 nucleotides long. RefSeq names its product zinc finger protein 549-like. The transcript is spliced from 3 exons. The coding region runs from base 66 to 860 and encodes 264 amino acids. The record is from RefSeq and is a predicted model, not a curated record. NCBI's taxonomy places the organism in Eukaryota, Metazoa, Chordata, Mammalia, Artiodactyla, Suidae.
UCCGGCGUCUUUCUGAUGGCGGUUGUUUGGCGGCUUUUGCUGCUGUCGGCAGAAUUUUAGCCUGUAUGUCAGUGGGUAGAACCGAGAUAAAGGAGACGCGGAAGCGCCCGAGGGGGCGCGGUCCACACUGCACGGGAGCGAGCGGGUUGCGGAACGUGCUUCCGGGAUUAUCAACCCGGGUCUCCACCAUCAUCACGCGCUCGUCUCCUGGCACCACUGCGCCCAAAAGGUGCUAUAGCAAACAGCGGGCCAAAGGCCACGGCCCAGGGUCCCCAAGGAGCUGCCGUAGGUAUGGUCCCCACACAGAUUGUUGGCAUGGAGGAGAAGCCGAGGAAGCCAUACCUGAACAGUGUGUUUUUAUAGAACAAGUGGCACAAGCUAGGAACCCAAAGCUGGAGCCGUCCUUCCUGAAGACUCUCACUUCUGAUACAUAUGCUCUGGUAGCGAAAGAUGCUCUUUUCCUGGCUGAGCACCAAGGAGUGUAUCCUGGACUGAAACAGUCCUUUCCUGGGGCUUGUCAGAAAAUGUUCACUUCUCACUUGCAGCAGCACCAGAAGCAGCUCCGUGGAGAGAAACAGCUCAGAAGGGAGGAGAACGGCACCAUGCUUGUGACAAGCUGCCAAGUACUUGUAUCUGAUAAUAUGUUCACGUGCCGAGAGGUUGAGAAGGAUUUCCUAGGCAGCCUGGACUUUCUCCAGCACCAGCCCACCCGCAAUGGAGAGCAUCCACGGAGAAGGAGGAAGAGCAGGGAGGUCUCCCACCCUGGGCGAGGGCACUACGAGUGCAGUGAAUGUGGCAAAGCCUUCACUAAAAAAGUUCACGGAGCACCAGAGAGUUCACACCGGAGAAAAACCUUUUGAGUGCUGUUGAGGGAACGUCUUUGCCCAAAAAUAUAAACUUAAUGAGCACAAGAGAAUCCACACUGGCGAAAGACCUAUGAGGAGUUCCCGUCGUGGCUCAGUGGUUAACAAAUCCGACUAGGAACC